Messenger RNA from Trichoderma aggressivum f. europaeum, 807 nucleotides. RefSeq lists its product as uncharacterized. Gene Ontology annotation, cellular component: U2-type prespliceosome; U1 snRNP. NCBI's taxonomy places the organism in Eukaryota, Fungi, Ascomycota, Sordariomycetes, Hypocreales, Hypocreaceae. Gene Ontology annotation, biological process: mRNA splice site recognition. Gene Ontology annotation, molecular function: mRNA binding. Bases 1 to 807 code for a protein of 268 amino acids. The transcript has 2 exons. The record is from RefSeq and is a predicted model, not a curated record.
AUGGCAGCCGAACAGAGAAAGCUGCUCGAGCAGCUCAUGGGCGCGUCAUCGUCGUCGCGCGCCGCCCAGCUCUCGCUCAACGACCCCAAAGUCUGCCGAUCGUACAUCGUCGGCACGUGUCCGCACGAUCUCUUCACAAAUACCAAGCAGGACAUCGGCCAGUGCCCCAAAGUGCAUGCCGAGAGCCUCAAGACGGAGUACGAGGGCCUGUCGGAGCGGGAAAAGCACAAGUACGGCUUCGAGUACGACUACAUGCGCGACCUGCAAAAGUACAUUGACGAGUGCAAUCGCCGAAUCGAUGCGGCGCAGAGGCGUCUCGAGAAGACUCCGGACGAGAUCCGGCAAACCAAUGCUUUGCUCAAAACCAUCUCCGAUCUCUCAGCGUCCAUCAACAGCGGCCUCCUCGAAGUCGAAAUCCUCGGCUCCCUAGGCGAAGUCUCUCGCGCCCAGGACGAGCUCUUCCGCGUGCGGCAAGCCGGCCAGCAAAAAUCGGACCGCGAAAAGGAACUCAAGGCCCUGUCCGACACGUCGGGCCCGUCCGGCCACCAGAAGCUGCAGGUCUGCGACGUCUGCGGCGCCUAUCUCAGCAGGCUCGACAACGACCGCCGCUUGGCCGACCACUUUUACGGCAAGAUGCAUCUGGGGUAUGCGCAGAUGCGGAAGACGUACGACGCGUUCCCCAAGGAGAUGAAGGGCAGGUCACGGCCCGCCAUGGACGACGACGGCCCGGGAGGAGGACCCAGGGGGCCGAGAGGGCCCGGAGGGUACCGGAGCGGGAGGGGAAGAGGUUACCGCGGCGGGUGGUAA